Molecule: messenger RNA, 2159 nt
Organism: Solanum verrucosum
Lineage: Eukaryota; Viridiplantae; Streptophyta; Magnoliopsida; Solanales; Solanaceae
Exons: 2
Coding region: 242-1927 (561 amino acids)
Source: RefSeq, a predicted model, not a curated record
CUGUACUCGGCUUUUUCCUCAACUUCAAUGCCCAGCCUUAACGUUUGCUCCAUUUCUUCACCUGACUGUCUCGUCCAUCGCCGCCGACUUGAGCCCUUGAACUCUUUGAGCUCUCUUAUUCCCUCGGCCUAAUUUUUUUUAUUCUACUUGGAUAUUUUGUUUCAUCAGAUCUGGGCGUCUCUUUUAUAGAAACCACUUUUGGCGCUUUGCAGAAGACAUAAUUGAUAAAUCCGAAAGAGUCAUGGUCCAAGGAGAUGAGAAGGAGGGUAUGCUUCGUAAGCUGGAGAAGAAAUCCAAGAAAAGCAAGAAGAAUGCUGCCACCAGUGGUCUUGGAGGAGAGAGUGAUGAGUGUGACUUUAAGAGAAAGAAAAAAAGAGAAGGUGGAAAACAUUCUGGAAAACCCAACAAAGUCAGUGAUGAAGAUGUUGUGAAAUGUGUUGAGAAAAAGAAUAAGCUGAAGAAAAGCUGCUUGAAUGAGCCUUUAGACACCAAAACUAGUGCAACUGAAAUGCAGGACAAUGACAAGGUAGUUGAGACCCUUGGUGAGGUCUCUGGUGGAGACGUUGUGGACGUGAUUAGAAGGAAAAAGAAAUCCAAGAAAAACAUUAAGACUAUCAAUGGUGUAGAAGUGACAAACACUGAUAUUAAAGCUAAGAGUGAUGACUUUGACAUCAAGAGAAAGAAAGAAAGAAAACAUGGAAAACGUUCUGGGAAGUUUAGUGAAGACAGCGAUGAGGUUGCUUUGAGAAUUGUUAAAGGGAAUAAAAGUAGGAAAUUGAAGAAAAGCUGUGGGGAUGAGCUGGAGAAAAUACAUGAUACUAAGGAUAUACAGGAAGAUGCUGCUGCUGAAGUCAAUGAAGGUGAUAUUUCUUCACCUAUAGAGAUGGAAGAUAAAACCAAAACAGACAAAGGUAAAAUCAAAAAGAGAAAAAGAAUAAAAUUAGGACACAGCUCUGAAGAUCCUAUACAUGAGAAGAGUGAAAAGAGAGUGCGAUUUUCUGGUCAGGUUCAAAUUUUCCCUUCAUUGAAUGAUUCAAGUGAUGAGAAGCAUGAGAUCGAGGAAGAAAAUUUAGUGCAUGGCAAGCGAUUCUCAAAGUUAGAAGAUGAAAUUAUCAAAGAGGCUGUUCAUAAAUACAUAGAGGUACACAACUUAGGUGAAGAAGGGCUGAAAAAGGUUUUAAAUGCUAGAUCUUAUCCUGAAAUUAAGGGUUGCUGGAAAGAAAUAGGGAGUGCUCUACCAUACAGACCUUCGAAGGCAUUUUAUUCUCGUGCCCAGGUCCUGUUUCGGAGGAGUGAAUCACGUAAAUGGACUGAAGAAGAGUAUGAGAUGGUACGGAAGUUCCAGAAAGAGCAUGGAAACAAUUGGAGGGUCUUAGCCGAUGAACUUGGAAAACAUCGGUGGCAUGUGAAGGAUACAUGGCGAAGGCUAAAACUGCCCAAUCAGAAUAAAGGACAAUGGACUCAGGAGGAGUACCAGAAUUUGUUUGAUUUAGUAAACACCGAUCUGAGACUGAAGCUUUCUGAAGAGAAGAAAUCUAAGCAUGGGAUGCUACGGGAUAAUAUUGCAUGGGGUGCAAUAAGUGAAAACUUAUCCACCAGAACUGAUGCAAACUGCUGCUUAAAAUGGUAUGAUCAAUUGACAUCACCCAUGGUGGCCAAAGGUGAAUGGGCGGAUGCUGAUGACUAUCGCCUAGUUGAUGCACUUUUUGAGCUGGAUGCAAGCUGCAUAGAAGAUGUGGACUGGGACAAUCUUCUUGACCACAGGCCUGGAGAGAUAUGUCGAAAGAGAUGGAACCAAAUGAUUCUUCACAUAGGUCAACUUGGAAACAAGUCAUUUGCUGAUCAAGUAGAAGUUCUAGCUAAGAGAUACCGUCCGGAUUUGGUCGAAGUAAGAGAGGCUUGGGACAGUAAACCAAUCGUUCCAUGAUAUGCCCAUCACUCAGCAGUGAUGUGUCUGAAGAGAGUUACUUCACAGCAACACAUACUAUUGGCAACCUCCCCCUCUCCAUUUUAGUAAUUAUUAAAAGAUUUUGUAGAACAUUUAGUAGACAUAAUUCGGAGGAGGUCCAGUGUUGUGUGGUGGAAAGAAAAUGGAGAGAUUUUUACAGUUUGAUAUUGGACAGUUGUCUGUACUCUGUAGGGCAAGAGAUCAAUCAACU